AUUUGCCAUUAAAAUUGAUCUCAAAAUGUUCACUGUUGGUUUCUGAAUAUUAUCGUUAAGUUUGGAUGGCCUAGUUUUGAACUGACGAUGUUUAACUAAGAACUGCCAUUUCCAUGAUUUCAAAUUUUGCUUUACACACGCUCAACUUUAAGCCAACAUGUGCUUGUGAUUGUUCUUGAUCAUAUCCUGCACAUUGAUUAGAUAACAUAUCGGCUGAUGCGCUAAUUAGUUAUUAAUGAGCGACACAAUAUGGCAAGUAAUUAUUAGAGCUACUGACUUGUUGAUAAACACUGUGCCAAUUCUCUGGACUAGUCUACAACUUCUGCUAAAAGUUGGACCAUUAGGAUUUUAUCUAUAGAAGAACUACAGAUUGAUGUCUCGCAGAGCAACUCGUGAGCAUCAUUGGAUCAAGUCAAGUUAAACUACCACUUACUCCCAACUGAGAUCCUGGGGGUGACCAUAUUUAUAGUGCUGCAGCAACUAUGUGACAUACAGCUGUGAAUUAACUGUUCCAUUAAAGAGAGUCAAAAUACAUCAUACUAAUAAGUAUCUCUGGAGACGUUACUGAAGGCGCAGUUCAUGACAAAGUAUCACAAAAGAAUGAAAAAUAGGCAGUUCAUGAAUAGGAGACCCAGGGGAUAAGAGCAUCAGAAGCAAUAUGAGAAAAAGUACUGAGAGAAUGAAAACAACCAUAACAACCAUAGAGAACCAAGUUAAAGUAUUACAGAUCUGAAUAAUAAACAUCUUGAGUACAAUUUAAGCCCAAUAGACUGACACUUGUAGGAAUGAUGAAAGCAUCAAUAAACCAUUUUGAAGCAUAAGAGACUGUGAACAGCAAUACUGACCUAUACUGGCACAACUAUCACAAUGGAGUACAACUUAACAGGAUACAAUAGCUCAGAAUUUCUGAACCUACCAGCAGAACUUGAAUCCUAUGACUAUUACGAAAACUAUGACAAUUACUAUAAUCAUUCAGUUUUACCAGUAUCUGAAGGUUCAAAUUUAGAUGAAACCCAUUCAAAAGUUCAGUCGAUUAUUGAAGACCACAUUCUGCCUGUAAUUGUGGUCUUUGGUAUAUGUGGUAUUAUUCUCACCCUCAUUGUGCUCAGUAGAAAGUCAAUGGUCACUUCCACAAAUACAUAUCUAACUGCAUUAGCAGUUGCAGACCUUUUAUUCUUAGUGAUUCUUUCAACUAUACUUAUUGGCCAUAAAGCAUUCAUAAACAAUUCAAGUAGCUAUAUCAGAGCUUAUUUACAUAUUGCUUCCAUUGUGAUGAACAUGUUCCUUUUUUCAUCAGUUUGGGUGACAGUAAUGCUGGCAGUUGAACGUUACAUUGCGAUAUGUAAACCUUUUUUUGCAAGGUUGAUGUGUACAGUAAAGAGGGCUAUCCUCUUCAUUUGCCUCAUUUUUGCUAUUUCAAUCAUCAUCAAAAUUCCAAGUUUCUUUGAAUUCCAGAUUAUGACUGAAGUUGAUCCAUUAACCAACAUAACAUUUGUACAUGUUAAGAAUACUGAACUGUUUGACAAUGCUACUUAUAUGGUCAUCUAUACGAGUAUCAUAGAUGGCCUUCUCUUCACUGUCCUCCCUUUCAUUCUUCUGGUUGUGCUCAAUGUCUAUCUCAUUUGUGAAGUGAGGAGGUCAAGCAGUUUCCUGCGCCGUAAUACUCUUAAUGACAGUGACAACAGCAUCCAGAAAGAAGAGUUUCAGAUCACACUGAUGUUGAUAAGUGUUAUUGUUGUCUUUUUCAUUUGUCAAGCUCCUAUGGUCAUCUUCACUAGUCUAUUUAACCUCAACAAAACAAGGAUUAUCAACACCAUUACACCUACCUUGUUCACUUUCAUGUCGGUUUCCAAACUCCUUAUCACUAUUAAAUCUGCGGUUAACUUUGUUUUGUACUGUUGGUUCAGUGAGAAAUUCUGGCAAACAUUUAAAAAGAUCGUUUGUGUUCAGAAAUGCUCCAAUCACUACCACAGCAUCUUUAGUAGUGAGCAUAAUACAGUAAGAAGCUCCAACAGAAAUUUUUCCUAUGUGUAUACAAGUACAAGGGACACCUCAGUGUGAGUGUGUUCAAUCAAAGACGGAUGAUUUGUUAAACAUAUCAGUCUGUUUAUGUUGGAUUUCAAAUGACAGACUUCUGAUGUUUUCAUGCCAUAACAGGUUGAAAUGCCUUCAAAAUCAUAAUAUUUUGUAAUUGGCAGUCACAGGUUCUGGAUUAAUGACUUGUUUGUUUUUGGAUAGUUAAAAGGUAUAAUGAUACUCGUUCGAUUGAAAAUCAAUCUGGUAACUGAGAAUGCAAUGUGCGAGGCUUCAUGUUAAAGGAUCAAGGCAAUUUGCUAUGAUUUGACAGGCACAGGACUAUACAAGGUAAAAAAACAGAGGGCCAAAUAUGUAUGACCAUUUAACAUGUGAGGUACAUGUACAUACAAUGGGAUGAAGGGGAUUGUAUUAUAUUAAAUAAGACACUUUAGUUUCAACACAUUUAAAUAAUGUGCUGCUUAUUGAUGUUAGUAUUCAUAAUUCAUUCCCUACACUCCAAAGAUUCACCUUGGACUGCAGUUUUCCUGCAUUUCUCUUAUUGUGGCAAAUAUGAUUGCUUAAGUCACAUUCU
This is a messenger RNA of Owenia fusiformis, 2608 nucleotides long. The record is from the annotation of a GenBank genome assembly. NCBI's taxonomy places the organism in Eukaryota, Metazoa, Annelida, Polychaeta, Sabellida, Oweniidae.